Chlamydomonas reinhardtii is the source of this 4764-nucleotide messenger RNA. RefSeq lists its product as uncharacterized. The transcript is spliced from 8 exons. The coding region runs from base 771 to 1283 and encodes 170 amino acids. NCBI's taxonomy places the organism in Eukaryota, Viridiplantae, Chlorophyta, Chlorophyceae, Chlamydomonadales, Chlamydomonadaceae. The record is from RefSeq and is a predicted model, not a curated record.
GGCAUAGAACAGCGGGCCUGUGUAGCCGCUACGCCAGCACGCGCAACUGGCACAGUCAAAGCACCGGAAUUCCGCUGCCAAGCUGCGCUCUCCAGGCCUUCCUCGCUCAGUUAUGGUUGUUGUUCCACUAAAGGCAGCACUGGAGGCAGCAUCGUAGUUAUUAUCAGUUGUCAGCCAGAGCACGGUGCCGAGAGCCAAUGCUAUGCGCGCGAACCACUCACGUCUCCUAUACAGGGACAGCGAGCGCGCUGUACUGCAUUAAGGCUUGAUUUGGGGACUAUCAGGACUGCAAGGUCAGGCGCAGCGGGCCAGUUGGGCUCCAACCAAGCUCAGCCAGCGGGCGCGGCUCAGAGCGCGCUCAGCCAAUUUGCACCCACACUCGCUCCCCAGCCGGCAAACUAGGCAUCAAUCAAUGCUGUGUAGUAAAAAUCAUUUGUUUAGGCAUCUUGCGCAGCCAGAUGCUUCAAAUUUGGGGGCGGGCACCAGUGGCCAGCGGGCGCGGCUCUCCGCGCGCUCAGGUGUCGCGGCCCCCAAUCCUUCGUGUUUGCCACUCCCGCCACUCGCAAACUGCUUGAAUGCAUUAAAAAGAUACAUAUCAGCGUUUCAGUGCAUCGGUUCGGCGUUUACAGCGUCAGCUGCUGUUGCCAACCGGUGCGGUUGGCAACCCCCAAAGCAAUUUGCGACAGCAGCGGAAGUCACGUCCCUAAUAGUUACAAUGAUAAACUACAUAAAUAAAGAGCGCAACACGAUGCGAUGUAGCCAUAUCUGAAAUGGUAUCUAGGACUGCAGCGGAGCAGGCAAUUCGAAAGCACGCUCAGGGGAGGACAUUAAAAGGCUUGUUGGGCUUCCUUCAGGACCAAAGUGACGACCAACUGAGCCAGUGGAUCAUCCGGGACGUACAUGGGGAUGAAGCCAUCUUCUCCUAUUUCCGGCUUAGGGCGGCGAGAGAUGGCAACAUAAGCGUGCACACGGACCAGGGCGACGGCGACCAGCUGGUCGCGUCAGUCGCCUGCUGGUGGCCCGCCUGCUGGCUCAAGUCCGUGGUACCCAUGUGGCAAGUGCGGGAAGACGAGGGCAGCCGGCAGCAGCAGCAGGAGCAGCAGCAGCACCAAAACGCGUGCACCAUGCCCGCUGCUGCAGCCCCGCACUCGGCGUCCGUGGACGACACGCACACUCCUGCCGCCACCAGCCCUGGCCUCAGCCCCAGCUGCUUCCAGCCUCCCCCCUCCCAGCACCUGUCCGCCUGCCGUCAGCGCCGCUCACAACGUGCCGGUCCCCAAUAACCGACGCUGGGCUUGUCCUAGUCCUGCGGCUGCUGACACUACUAGCGCAAACCAAGAGCAACAGGGAGAAGUGUGCGGCGCUGGCGCACAAGCUGGCGUGGUGGCGGGGCUGGCUGGAGUGCCGCGCAGAGCUGGGCGGCCGUUUCCGCUGAUGCUCGCUGGGUUCAUCACCCGCUUUCGGCCAAUGAUUGGUCACAACGCCGGAGGGCUGCGCAUGCGGGCGCAUGCCGAGUUGCAGAGCAUUGGCCGAAAGCGGGUGAUGAACCCAGCGAGCAUAAGCUAAAACGGCCGCCCAGCUCUGCGCUGCACUCCAGGCAGCCCCGCCAUCACGCCAGUUUGUGCACCGGCGCCGCGCCCUUCUCCCUGUUGCUCGUGAUGUUUUGCGCUAAUGUCAGCACCCGCAAGACCAGGGCGAGCUCAGCGCCUGUUGGGGACCGGCGCGUUGGGACCAAGCGUUGGCCCAAAGCUGAUGAUGGGCUACGUGUGGGGGCGGCUGCAGGUCUUGAGCGUUAUUUGCGGGGUCGGGUUGGGUCGGGUUGCAGCGCACUGCUGGCGGCGGGUGUGCGCGCCCGCCGGGUGGCCAGACGUCGACGACCUGCUAUUUCAUCAUGACGAUGCGGGCGGCGGUGAGGUUCUGUUGGCCCUGGUGGGUGGUAGGGCGAGGGCCAGAGGUCGUGCCGCGGGUCGGUGGCUGUAGUGCGCAGGGCAGGAUGCAAAUAGCUACGCAAGAGAGUGUGCGUGGCGUGCAGACCCCUUGUAUGAGUAGCUUGGGCACAACGACAUGCGUGUCUACUGCAAGCGUAAACACAUUAGAAGGUAAAUUCGAAGCGACAUGGCUUUGGCGGCAGUGCGGCAGUGCGGACGGCGGGCGGCUGUUUGAUUCGGGAUGCUGUGUAAUGGGGUUACGGGCUUACGGCGUGACGCGUGUGCACUGGCGCAGGAAAAGUUACGCAAAUUGGUGUUUCAUUACUACUACUGCGACGCAAAGACAUGAGGGCUAGUAUGUCGAAGUGGUGAUGAUGCCCCGGUACAUCUGCUACUGUAGCAUUGUAAUGAACUCGGCGUGCGGUCCGCCAUUUAAAGUGCUCGACGCAGUGGCUGGCGGCCUGGCGGGCACGAGCUGAGCAGGCGCAGAGCCGCGCACGGCUAUCUGGGGCGGGCUAUGGGGAGCCCUCCCGAGUAGGGGCAGGCGAGACUUGGGACUGUUGCGGCGGGCACGGACGCAGUAGGGUUUUGCACGGACGCGGCGUUUCCGUAGUGAUGACGUGAUGGGGAGCUCGUGAUGGAACAUGGCAAGGGGCAGGAAAGCGUAGUCCCGAUGUGUGUGGCUCCCACCCGUGCCCACAUAAAUGCGUAGCAAGAAGGGACAAGGCAUUGGUGCGUCGUUCGCGCGCUGUUACUGUACCGACGGUAGCUGGCAGAAGCUUGCAUGGGCUGACGUCUGUCCAUGAUUCGUCAAUGCCUGGGCUGGGUGCACUUUGUUCCUCGAUCAGCGAUGUCCCAUCGCGCCUGGCAGACCAAUAGCGGAUUAUCGCCCUCGUGCCGACCAUUCGUUGGUUCUUUCUCCCGUGGUGGCCUGAAUUACAAGUUUACCUGAGUUCGCCUGCCUUGCUGACUUCUCUUGAGUGCCCGCGUCAGCGCAGCACGAUUCGAUGUAGCCAUAUCUGAAAUGGUAUCUAGGACUGCAGCGGAGCAGGCAAUUCGAAAGCACACCCAGGGGAGCACAUUAAAAGGCUUAUUGGGCUUCCUCCAGGACCAAAGUGAUGACCAACUGAGCCAGUGGAUCAUCCGGGACGUACAUGGGGAUGAAGCCAUCUUCGCCUAUUUCCGGCUUAGGGCGGCGAGAGGUGCGUGGCUUGGAUUUGGCGUCAGCGAGUCGCCGAGCAUCUUACAUGCGCCCGGCGUCUUUACUUCAUUCCUUCUCGCUGCAAGGGCGUGCUUAGUGGUCUAGCUGCUCGUUUUGCCUAGCUCCCCGGCUCCCCGGCAGCCUAGUCCUUGGCGACUUAGUCCUUGGCCGGAGGUUGGGCGUGCUGUGUGUUCGUGUGUCCAAAGCUGGUGGCACCUCUGAUCGCGUGCGCAUUCGCGCUUUGCCCUCUUGCGGCUUUCCCCACCACCUACGUGUGAUUCCAGAUGGCAACAUAAGCUUGCACACGGACCAGGGCGACGGCGACCAGCUGGUGUCAGCACCCGCAAGACCAGGGCGAGCCCAGCGCCUGUUGGGGACCGACGCGUUGUGAACAAGCGUUGGCCCAAAGCUGAUGAUGGGCUACGUGUGGGGGCGGCUGCAGGUCUUGAGCAUGAUUUGCGGGCGCGGGUCGGGUCGGGUUGCAGCGCACUGCUGGCGGCCGGUGUGCGCGCCCGCCUGGUGGCCAGACGUCGACGACCUGCUAUUCCAUCCUGACCAUGCGGGCGGUGGUGAGGUUCUGUUGGCCCUGGUGGGUGGUAGGGCGAGGGCCAGAGGUCGUGCCGCGGGUCGGUGGCUGUAGCGCGCAGGGCAGCAGGUGGUGCAGCUGAUGCGGUGUGGUGCUGUGGUGGUGUGCGGUGGGUGGACACGACGUGCCUACCUGCCUUCUGAGGGGCGCCUGGUGGGCUCGCUCGAGAAUGGGCAGGCCAACACAAGCUGGCAGUGCACCCCGCGUACGUACGGCAUGUGCGGCGGUACGACAAGUAAUAAGCUCACCCGCUGGGCACUCGUGUCUGGCAUGCAUUUGUGCGCUGGGGCCGUGGGACUUGAGGUAGGCUAGGGUUUCAUCAAAUGAAGGCGCCGUCCGAAAGCUGCGCGUGUGUAUGUUAGUGUGUUCGGGAGCAGGAUGCAAAUACGCAAAAGGUGUGCGUGGCCCCUUGUAUGAGUAGCUUGGGCACAACGACAUGCGUGUCUACUGCAAGCGUAAACACAUUAGAAGGUAAAUUCGAAGCGACAUGGCUUCGGCGGCAUUGCGGCAGUGAGGACGGCGGGCGGCUGUUUGAUUGCGGAUGCUGUGUAAUGGGGUUCCGGGCUUACGGCGUGACGCGUGCGUGUGCGCCGGCGCAGGAAAAGUUACACAAAUUCGUGGUUCAUUACUGCGACGCAAAGACAUGAGGGCUAGUACCGUAUGUCGAAGUGAUGAUGAUGCCAUACAUCUGCUACUGUAGCAUUGUAAUGAACUCGGCGUACGGUCCGCCAUUUAGAGUGCUUGACGCAGUGGCUGGUGUGCAUGAGCUCAGCAGGCGCAGAGCCGCGCACGGCUAUCUGGGGCGGGCUAUGGGGAGCCCUCCCGAGUAGGGGCAGGCGAGACUUGGGACUGUUGCGGCGGGCACGGACGCAGUAGGGGUUUGCACGGACGCGGCGCUUCGUUCCGUAGUGAUGACGUGAUGGGGAGCUCGUCCAUGAUGCAUGGGAACGCGGGCUGGCUCUUAUGUGGUUGGCUGUAUACAGUUGGAAGCUGCGCGGCAGUGCAUUGGCAGCCCAAAAGCACUCACGGUGAUGGUCUUAUUAUCCCCC